AUGUUUUAUAUCGACUCACAAAAAACAUUGACACGUCGGGAUAGUUCUUUAAUUUUGACUGGAAGUUAUACAAGAAAUGACCAUAAUGAAUUUGAAUUAUUGAAUACACGUGUACCAUCAACGGGACGACUUACUAGCGAUUCUGGGGUAUCCCUUGCACAACGUCCAAAAGGUUCUGUACGGAAGGAAAUCAUUACGUCGCUCUUUGAAUCUAUGCUGGAUAAUAUUGUUGAGUCUUGGGAAGUUAUUGGGCAACGUAAAAAUGAAGAAUUUGUUUCCGAACUACCCAAAACUCCAAGUGAAUUAAUAGUUGUUAACAAAAAAAAGAAAACUGUCGUAGGUUUAUCAAAAACUAAGAAGAGUCGCUCCAAAAUUGAAUUAGAUGAGAGUACACAGGUAAACGACUUACUACAACUGUGUUGGUGGUCAGCACCGGAUGAGAGAGCGUAUAUCCGCUUUCGUAAUGGAAAUGUCUUCGAAGGAAAUAUUUCAAUGAAGUGUAUGCAUGGCGAGGGUCGUUAUCAGUGGUCUGAUGGUACAAUAUUCUUAGGUCAAUUUAAGGAUAAUAAAAUCAUGGGAAAAGGUGUUGUUCAGUGGAAGAAUGACACAUGGUAUGAAGGUGAUUUUGCUGGAAACCUUCGUCAUGGUAAAGGUCUAUACGUGGACUCGCGAAAUCAAUGUUCCUACUCAGGCGGUUGGCAUUACGGAACUAAACAUGGCGAGGGCGUUAUUCACUACUCAGGAUUUUUUAAAAAUUCUUACGAUGGACAAUGGAUUCAUAAUGUACGUCACGGAUUUGGGUCCCGAGAAUAUUGUGAAAUGAGUGGUUAUAAGGGUGAGUGGGAUACGUCUAUUAGAGAAGGCAAAGGUUUAAUGAUAUGGCCAAACCAUGAUUUCUACAGAGGCGAAUGGAAAAAUGGAAUUAUGUCUGGAUAUGGCGUGUAUAUUUGGGAUGCAUAUUACAAUAAUUCGAUGUCUUCUCCGUCCCUUUGCGCAUAUCGUGGUUCAUGGGAAAAGGGGACGCGAAAUGGAUACGGUGUAUUGAAUCUUGGAUUAGGACUAGGUUCUUUUUACAAGGGUGAAUUCAAGAACAAUAAAAAACACGGCGUAGGAAGAUUUGUUACUAACAAUGGACUUAUCCUGCAACAUAAGCAAUUAUUUUUUGAUGACAAUAUUGGUCACCUGACUUCGAAGGUGCAAGAAAAUGAAUUUACUGGCCAUCUAUACACACAAUUAGAGGAACCUUAUACGUUUGAUAUAUGUGAUAAUUCUGUUGGUCUUAUUUAUCAUAUUGAGCAAGGUAUCAAAAAUAUCGAUAAGCAACACGAAAUAAGAGCCGCAAUUAUUAACGAUUUUAUUGAAUUUAAUAAAGCAACUCAUUCUUUAUCUAUUGCUCCUAAAGAGGAUGUACGAGAAGAAAUAAGUAAAUUUUAUUUUGAUGAUUUCAUUGAAUUCGAAGUGGACUCAUUGCGUAAGGCUCUUAAAUGUUACGAAAGCUUUUUAAAAAAGAUAUACUACCGAUAUGCAACAAUAUGUAACCGAGAGGAAAUACACUUUACUCCUGUUCUCAUCAGAUUAUAUUUGUGGCAACUAUUUUAUGACUGUAAUAUACAUACGAAAGGUUUAACGUUAUUUGAAAUUGAUAAAGCAUUUCAUGAAAAUCCGGACUGGAUUUCGAAAAGACCUCAAGAUCCAUUCGAAACAAUUUAUUUUUGGCAAUUUCAACACUAUUUAAUAACCGUUUCUAGAAAACUGUACGCAAAAAAACAUCUGCCAACUAAAAAGCCAGACAGUAUGAUCGGUAAUGCGUUCAGGAUAUUCAUGGAAAAAGAUGUUUUACCCGGAGCUGGACGUGGGAGAGGGAAACUUGUAGAAGGAUAUGCAUCAUUUGUUCCAUUAAAAGGUCUUUAUGAAUUAUACUGUAGCUUAGGAGAGCCUUGUACGAUACGCAAGUUUUUAUGUGCUAUUCGACAGUCUCCUCAUUGCUCUACACAACCAAAACAAUUUAUCGUUGAAGAUUCAUGUCCUAUAAUGGGAUUGAAUGCUUAUAUUUUUGGUAAUGAGAUGACAUUUAUAACUGAUGAUCCUAUUGAGAAUAAUGCGCAGAAAUUAAAUAGUUGCUUUAGGUUAUUUAAUAUAAGCAAUUUGUCGAGCAAAACUGUUAUAAAAAUAUUUUCAUACAUAUUUCCUCAAAUCUGUGUAUCAAAUAAAAUAAUAGAUUUAAAUGUAGAAAUAACUUUUUUUGAAUUUUUUGAAGCGUUUAUUAUAUGUGUUGAGGAGAGUAUCAGAGUUUCAAACGAAAAUCAAGAAAAUAUUUCAUUGAGCAAUCUUGAAGCCUUACUCAAACAUAAGAUAUAA
This is a messenger RNA of Vanessa tameamea, 2358 nucleotides long. RefSeq names its product radial spoke head 10 homolog B-like. Bases 1 to 2358 code for a protein of 785 amino acids. The record is from RefSeq and is a predicted model, not a curated record. NCBI's taxonomy places the organism in Eukaryota, Metazoa, Arthropoda, Insecta, Lepidoptera, Nymphalidae. The transcript has 8 exons.